GCUGACAACCCUGGUGAUCAGCUGUUUAUCAGUUCUUGGAAAACGAAAACAAUGAGCAGGGAAUCUGGGGCGUCCAACGCCAAAAAAUGGGCACUUGUUGCUGCUGGAGUUGGUCUAGUCUACGUUCUAGUGCGGCACAGACAGAAGCUGAUUGCGCCCUUGUGGCGAGUCCUGCCCCAUGGCAAUAUUCUACGGAACCGGCGCGUUGAAGUCAUCAACUCCGCCCAGGAUCCUGCCACGCAACUCAUUAUCAAAGAACUGAAACAACACUGCCAGAAAUUCAAAGUGUUAGGAUUCGACUGCGAAUGGAUCACGGUGGGUGGCAGUCGCCGCCCGGUGGCUCUGCUUCAACUUAGCUCCCACCAAGGACUGUGCGCCCUCUUCCGUUUGUGCCACAUGAAGCAGAUACCCAAGGAUCUGCGAGAGCUGCUCGAAGACGAUGCUGUCAUAAAGGUCGGUGUGGCCCCUCAGGAGGAUGCCAUGAAGCUAUCCCACGACUACGGUGUGGGUGUGGCGAGUACGCUUGACCUGCGCUUUCUGUGCGUCAUGGCGGGACACAAGCCCGAGGGGCUUGGAAAGCUGUCGUUUAGACAUCUUGACUACCCGCUAGACAAGAAUUGGCGACUGGCCUGCUCCAACUGGGAGGCGAAGCAGCUGGAACCACCCCAGCUUAACUAUGCUGCCAAUGAUGCCCUAGUGGCUGUCGCAAUAUACGAAAAGUUGUGCAGAGAUUUGGAGCCCCGACACUUUUGGGAUCGACGACAGCUGAAUCACCAGAGUCUGCGUCAGAAAUUUGAACCCUUCCUCGACGUGGACUUCACCAAAGGCUUUUCGCUCAGCGUUACGGCAAACGGAGUCACUCGAAAUAAGCCAGCAUCUGGGACAGGAUCAUCCAAAGAGAAGAAAUUUGUGCCUAAAAAACAGCAAUAUCGUCAGCUCGUCACCCAGUCCAAGGCGUUCUAUGACAACUGUUUUCUCCAGGCUCCAGACGGCGAGCUUCUGUGCACAAUUGAUCGUCGCAAAGCAACAUGGUAUGUGGAUCAAAACUUGGGCACACGCAUUUGUGAGGAGCCGUUAACGGUGCGCCUAAACUUUGAGCCUGCUGGCCGGGCGGUGGGUGAGGUAGGCCGGUACUACCAGACGCCCAAGGAGAAUCGCUGUGUGGUCUGCGGCCAGAGCGAUGCCUAUCUCCGCAAAAACGUUGUGCCUCGAGAGUACAGAAGACACUUUCCGGUAGUAAUGAAAUCACACACCUCCCACGACGUCUUGCUGCUCUGCCCCAGCUGCCAUCAACUGAGUAACAUCUCAGAUUUGCGUGUCAAAAAUAAGCUAGCCGUCCAGUGCGAUGCUCCAUUCAAACACUGCGAUGGAAUGGUUAAGUUUCACGACGACCCAGAACUCAAACGCGUCCAUUCAGCGGGGAAGGCCCUUUUGUAUCAUGGCGACAAGAUACCAGCUGCUAAGGUAGCUUUAAUGCAACAAACGCUUCUGGACUUCUAUACGGAAUGUUCAGAGGUUACUGAAGAUCUAUUGCGGCAGGCAGUCGAAGUCGACUACCGGGUGGAGAACUCUGAAUUCUGUCAGCACGGAGAACGGGUGGUCCAGCAGUACCGUGACCACUUCGGUGGCCUUGUCGAGCUGGAGAGACUUUGGAGAGAGCAUUUCUUGCAAACCAUGCAACCGCGCUUCCUACCCGACCUGUGGAGCGUUAACCAUAAUGCAGAUCGCCUAGAGGUUCGGGCCAAUGAGGGCCGUGUGGACGAAGCCGAUCUAUUGGUGGCUGGAUUAGAUACUAAACCAAAGAUCGGAUGAUUCAGUGUCUUAAUUACGUUGCCACGGGCUUUGUACGUUUUGUAUUUAAAUUUCAAUAAACAUAAACUAAAAUUUGA
Messenger RNA from Drosophila ananassae, 1889 nucleotides. It is a transcript of the gene Exd2, whose product is annotated as exonuclease 3'-5' domain-containing protein 2. Gene Ontology annotation, molecular function: nucleic acid binding; 3'-5' exonuclease activity. Gene Ontology annotation, cellular component: cytoplasm; nucleus. The coding region runs from base 52 to 1812 and encodes 586 amino acids. Lineage: Eukaryota; Metazoa; Arthropoda; Insecta; Diptera; Drosophilidae. The record is from RefSeq and is a predicted model, not a curated record. Gene Ontology annotation, biological process: nucleobase-containing compound metabolic process. The transcript has 3 exons.